This is a messenger RNA of Sus scrofa (pig), 6049 nucleotides long. RefSeq names its product fucosyltransferase 11 (gene POFUT4). The record is from RefSeq and is a predicted model, not a curated record. Lineage: Eukaryota; Metazoa; Chordata; Mammalia; Artiodactyla; Suidae. Gene Ontology annotation, molecular function: alpha-(1->3)-fucosyltransferase activity. Gene Ontology annotation, cellular component: Golgi membrane.
CUUAUCGUGGUGAAACAGGAGGACAAGCUGGAGAUGCUGUUCAAACACUUCCUGGUGGAAGACAAGAGCUUGAGUGGGGGAGCAUCCUAUGUGGACUUUCUCUGUCAUAUGCACAAGGAGAUUCGGCAGCUACUGAGCUAGAGCAAGUGGGUAAACAGCAUAGGGUCCAGGCCAGCUUCCAGAAAGUACCCCAGGACAGCAGAGAAAUUGGGACAGUUCCAUACCUUCUAAGUCAUGUAAGCUGACCUCAGUCUCUUUAGGGGGGAGGGGGAGAUAUAAGGAGACACCUUCUUUCUGGGCUCAAGUAUCCUACCACUCUGUCAUGUCCUGCUGUUGGAAGGUGCCCCUAUCCCCUCACUUUACCCUCCUUUUCCUGCUAAUCCUGUCGUAAUGAAUGUAGUUUCUCAGUUCACUGUAUAUGAUUCGGUGUUGGGGGAUUUGGAGCCACCCAGACCCAGGCAAUAUUAUGUGUCCCUUUGGACCAGCCUCCAAGAAGAGAAGGGCAGGUGGGAAGGAGUGGGGAUCCCAGGGUUACUACAGGGGGAGGGGCUGCCAAUUCAGCUCAGUGUCAUCAACAACUUCCUAUAUUAGGGAUAAACAUACAUACAGGUGCACAAGAGCUGGGGUGUAGACCAUAGAUGGUAGAGAAGAAAGUGGUCUGUCUUCCUGGGCCUCAACAGCCAAGUCAGUUCCUGAAGGUGGUUGAUUAGCUUUCUCUCUCUGCUUCCGCUGCUCUUUCUCCUGCAAUGAUUGGUGAUCACUUGGUGGAUAGAGGCACAUUGUCAGAGGUGAAUGAGCCUGGGAAGAGCGUUGCAAGGUAUAUUAAGACCUGGGAGAGGUACCCACCUCCUUCCAGCUGGAGAGGCCCCAACACUGGAUGGUUCUGUAGGGAGCCUUGUCAUCAACUUGCAAUACCUCACAGAGCCAGCCCAUAUUCCACUCUGACCUCCUGCUGGAAACACUGCUCUCCAAGCUGGGGUUGUUGAGGGGAGAGGCAGAGGUGGCUAGUCUCUCCCGCCAGGACACCACUCAGGCUUUGGCACUGACAGAGUGGCUGACAGUUAUCUUCCAACCCGACCUGGCCGGGGCAGACCAAGGGCUAGGCUUGAUGGUGGCCAGGCUUGCCUGCUCCCAGCCUGGGAUGCCCCUGCUCUGGACCUCUCAUUUCUCUUCAUUGGUUUAUUUUUCAAUGCAUCUUUAAUUUGUAAAGAAAUAAAUUAAGAUGUAACCAGUAGCCUCAUUUUUAUCUGCGACCUAUCGCUUUCCCUCCAGUCCUUCCUGCCAGGACUAGCGGCUCCCGGGAAGUGGCCGGCCGAGUGGAGCUGCGCAUGCGUCACGUGCCCCUGUGGCGUAGGACCUCAUCCCGUCGCGACUCACCACCAGGCGGAGACUGGUGCUGAGGCGCGUCGGCCGCCACAGAGGGCAUGGGGGCCGGCCGUACGGGGGCUGUGCUCGCCGUCCUGGGAGUUCUUAGUGUCUGUGCGGCCAGCGGCUCAGGGCCAGUGGUGGAGGGGGAUACCCGCGGGGGGACGGAGUGGGCGGAGCCGUGGGAUGGCGCAGUUUUCCGGCCUCCCUCGCCGCUGGGCGCAGUGGGGGUGGCGCGCAGUCCGUUGACCCCGCCGCCGGUGAGGGAGGAGGCGGUGGAUUUGCCGGUGCUGCUGUGGUGGAGCCCAGGGCUGUUUCCUCACUUCCCGGGCGACUCGGAGCGCAUCGAGUGCGCGCGCGGCGCGUGCGUGGCGUCCCGGGACCGACGGGUGCGGGGAGACUCGCGGACGCGCGCUCUGCUUUUCUAUGGCACCGACUUCCGCGCGUCGGAGGCGCCGCUGCCGCGCCUGGCGCACCAGAGCUGGGCGCUCCUACACGAGGAGUCGCCCCUCAACAACUUCCUGCUGAGCCACGGUCCGGGCAUCCGCCUCUUCAAUCUUACGUCCACCUUCAGCCGUCACUCGGACUACCCGUUGCCGUUGCAGUGGCUGCCAGGCACCGCCUAUCUGCUCCGCGCGGCGCCUCCGCUCCAGGAGCGCGCCGAGUGGCGCCGCCGCGGCUACGCGCCCCUGCUCUAUCUGCAGUCUCACUGCGACGUGCCUGCGGAUCGCGACCGCUACGUGCGCGAGCUCAUGCGCUACAUCCCGGUGGAUUCAUAUGGGAAAUGCCUGCAAAAUCGGGAGCUGCCCAUUCCGCGGUUACAGGACACAGCCACAGCCACCACCGAGGAUCCAGAGCUCCUGGCCUUCUUGUCCCGCUAUAAGUUCCAUUUGGCCCUUGAAAAUGCCAUCUGUGAUGACUACAUGACGGAGAAACUGUGGCGCCCCAUGCAUCUCGGUGCCGUUCCUGUGUACCGUGGCUCUCCCUCUGUGCGGGACUGGAUGCCCGACAAUCACUCCAUCAUCCUCAUUGACGACUUUGAGUCGCCGCAGAAGCUGGCAGAGUUUAUUGACUUUUUGGACAAGAACGAUGAGGAGUAUAUGAAAUAUCUGGCAUACAAGCAACCUGGGGGCAUCACCAACCAGUUCCUUCUGGAUAGUCUCAAGCAGCGGGAGUGGGGAGUGAAUGAUCCUUUACUGCCUAACUACCUUAACGGCUUCGAGUGUUUCGUCUGCGACCACGAACUGACUCGGCUAGAGGCCGAGAAGGCCCACGCAGCCUCUCCUGGGGACAUCCCCGUCCCUGAGCCUCAUAUCGCCCAGCCCUCACACAUGAACUGCCCAGUGCCCACACCGGGCUUUGGUGCCAUAGAAGAGAUUCCUGAGAAUGACAGCUGGAAGGAGAUGUGGCUGCAAGAUUAUUGGCAAGGUCUGGACCAGGGGGAAGCUCUCACUGCCAUGAUCCACAACAACGAGACAUUGCAGAGGAAAUUUUGGGAUUACCUAACCGAGAUCUUUAUGAAAAGGAACCAGAAUCUCUAAUUACUCUUGCAAGAGUCCUUAACUUGAUAGAGCUAAGGAGAUGGAGGUUUUUAUUCUACCAUACGACGUGAAGGGUAUCUGCUGCACAGAUCCUUAAUGAACACUCUCUUACCAUGGAUUCAAAGGAUAAACUAUAUCCACAGAUAUUUCAGUCUAAUGGUGUGUAGCCAGAGUCUUAGCCUUAUAGGUAAUAGGGCCUCUCCUCGAGGAAAGAUGGAAGCAUCCAGUUCUUGGUUUUGUGGGAAGCAGAAGCCUGAAACACGCAUUUGAUUCAAGGUGCUGAUCAACAGCGUUUUUAAGGAAUUGCUUAUUUCUCUAGCCAUUUCAUCCUCUCAGUUGUGAGUGGGACAACAUGUUAAUAUUUGGCUGUGAAUGAGGUAAGAUGGGCCAGGUUUAAAACUUCUCUUGUGCUAUUCCUCAAACCACUCAUUAUUACUCCUUACCUUUCCUAAUCUCUUUUGCUCAUCUCUUGGUUUUUAAAGUGUUGUGUUGGUGGUGAAGCAAAACUCCUGGUGAGUUGUGUUCUGGUCCCUGGAGUUGUAUUUUUUUAAAUCAUUUACUUUGCUUUUCAUGUCAGCCUUUAAAAUUUUUAUUUUAUUAUUAUUAUUUGUGGGCAUGUGUGUGUGGCUUUUUGGCCGCACCCAGAGCAUGUGGAAGUUCCCUGGCCAGGGAUCAAACCCAAGCCACAGCAGCAACCAGAACCACUUCAUUGACAAUGCUGUAUUCUUAACCUGCUGCGCCACAAGGGAACUGCUUAACUUUUAAUUUUGAAUAGCUUUUUCUUUCCUGGUGUUCCAUAAUUUCUGAUGGAGAUGGAGUAUCCUCGCCACCCUUCCCACAUUCAUCAUCCCCUGUAUUAAAUUGGCUAUAGGUUUGCCAGCUUUUUUUACUGCUGGUUUGCUUUUUAUCUAGGGGAUAUCUAGAAUUCUUUCUCACUUCAUGAAUAGAAAGAUUCAGUGACUGGAGUUCCCAUCAUGGCGCAGCAAAAACACAUCCAACUAGGGGCCAUAAGAUUUCAGGUUCAGUUUUUGGCCUCGCUCAGUGGAUUAAGGAUCCGGCCUUGCCGUGAGCUGUGGUGUAGGUCACAGACACAGCUUGGAUCUGGUGCUGCUGUGGCUGAGGCAUAGGCUGGCAGCUGCAGCUCCUGUUGGACCCUUAGCCUGGGAACCUCCAUAUGAUACAGUGACUAAUAAAUGUCGUAUAAAUUUAAUGAAUUGUCCUUCUCUAUUUUUGGCUGGAGAUGGAGACUAAGCCUGGAAAUGAUGAUAGAAAAAGCUAUAAUGAUUUUGAAGUGUUAAAAUAGCCCAUUGUGAAUCAAAGUGCAAAUUUUUAUAGGUUUUUGUUCUUUUCUGUCUGCCUAAUGAACUCUUCUACUUUAUUAUUUUUGUAUGCCUCAAAAGUCCCAUUUCCCCCCCAAAAGUCAUGAAAUUGUGGUGGACAAAACAGCCCAGCAAUAUAGCUGUAUUAAUUAUCUCAUAUUCUGAGGCACUUUUCACUUUAAGUGGGAUAAAUAUUCCAACUUCAUUCAUUCUAUUACUGAUACAAGACACGACUUUAUAGUACUUUCUGAGACUACAUUUUGAUGGAGCCCAUCCAAGGCCCUAAGCUCAAGGGGAUGAGAGGUAAGGCAAGACAUACAAGCCAUCAUAAGGGGAUAUAGGCAAACCCUCCAUUUGCUGUGGUUUAAACAUACAGCUUAAUGGGCAAGGAGACCAUUUGCUUUUUCUGGGGCAGUGGAACAAGAAAGAAUACUAUGUAUCUUAGAACUACCCUGGUUGUGAUGUUGUAUUAAUGAAUUAUCACUAGAGAAGUUUCAUAGCUUAUCAAUAUAUCUGGUUUAGUAUAUGUGUGUAUCUGUAUACACACAAAUUUACCAACAUAUAAAUACGGUUGCAAAGACAAGAGGAAGAUUUUAUGACUUCAGUAUAGACUGUGUAUAAAUAACCUUGUCCUUAUAUAAGGUUUUGUUUGUUUUUAUUAUUUUGAGCAAAAUGCUAAGCUAUUCUGUGUAUGAUGAUAACAGUUUGUGUUUAAAUUUAAGAAAUCUAGCUCUUUAUUUAACAUCAAAGCCAACAUCAUGUUUAAUUUUUUUAAAAUGACACCUACUUUGAAUUCAGUAAAGAUCUAUAGAGAAUUUAUAUAACUUUAGGCUGGCAUGAAACUAUAUAAUAUCCCACAAAAUGGAAAUCCUACAACAGAACUCCCAAUAAACAUUUUGUUUAUAUAUGAGAUGCUUCAAUAACUAGGGUCCCACACUUAUCGUGACACCUAAAGAUGUGGCCAAGGAAACCUAUUUAGGCUGGGUUUCACUGCCAACGUGGUUCUUUUUCCAGUUUAUUUAAUAAAAAAUGCUUUUCAUAAGAGCAUGGAAAGUUUGCUUACCCAGUUUGGACUUUCACAGAAAACAAGAGGAGGGGAAGACCUUCAAAAAUACUUCUGUUAAAAUUUGAUAUAGUAGAGACCCUUACAAAAGAAGUCAAAUUCAGGACUCUGAUUUCUAAGCCUGCACUCUAUUUAAAUGCUGAUGCUGGUUUAUAGAAUGCAAAAUACAUAUUACAACCAUGUGCAAACUAAUGUUCAGACUCAAAUUUCAUUAUGUGCAAUAAAAAUGGUAAGUGAUGGUUAUGCAAGGGGUAGAAUCAUCCUUUCCUUUCCUGUCUAAUUACACCAAUUCACAUUGGCAUUACUUUAGCACUUUUAUGUAUAAAGUAGGCCAGUUGUUUAUGAAUGAUUGUGGCCAGAGACUCAUGCCUGCUUUGUGACCAGUGCUCCCCACACUUUCUCCUUUAUUCCCUAUUACCACAGAAGUAUUCAUAAAAGAGCAGGGAAGGCCAGGUGCUACGGGUCCACAAGGGAAGGCAGCACCAGAAAUAGCCACCUAGCUAUCCAACUAAAGGCUUCUCUUUCUCUACAGAGAAAGCAAGCAAUGUGAAUUUUCGCUAGUUUGUGACCCAGCCUGCAUUCUGUACAGCAGCAGGCUUGGGGUUAUUGGUGGUAGAAGUGUCUGAUAGGAGUCAGCUUUAUUUGUGUUGCUGGAGUCAGGGUGGAACUUGGGGCUGAUGCCCUUACUAUUCCCAGGUGUUGCUGUUUUCUAUUGUCUCAGGUUUCAUUUUGUAUAAUAAAUGGCUUCUUUUGAAACAGUG